This is a messenger RNA of Chelonoidis abingdonii (Abingdon island giant tortoise), 2096 nucleotides long. NCBI's taxonomy places the organism in Eukaryota, Metazoa, Chordata, Testudines, Testudinidae. The record is from RefSeq and is a predicted model, not a curated record.
CCGCAGGCCACGCCCCUUUGGUACUUUCAUUCAAGAUGGUGGCUGGUUCCUUGUGACAGGCUCUCUCCCCCUCCCCAUUGCCUCCCCCCAUGCGGCGCUGCUCGGACUCCUCCUGCCCCAUCUCCAAUGGCCUGCGCUUGGAGGGCCCGGGGCCCAUGGAGCCGCCCCGGGGGCUGGCGCCGGACGAGAGCCCCGCAGCUGACGCGGGUCUGGGCGCCGGCACCGGCACCGUCAAGGUCUAUCUCCCCAACCAGCAGCGCACCGUGGUCAAUGUGCGGCCGGGAGCCACCGUCUACGAUGCCCUGGACAAAGCGCUGAAGGUGCGAGGGCUGAACCAGGACUGCUGCGCGGUGUAUCGGCGCCUGGGCGGGACGAAGCUGCCGACCGCCUGGGACACGGACAUCACCCCGCUGGAGGGGCAAGUUCUCUACGUGGAGGUGCUGGACGAGGUGCCACUCACCAUGCACAACUUUGUCCGUAAGACGUUUUUCAGCCUGGCCUUCUGCGACUUCUGCCUCAAGUUCCUCUUCCAUGGCUUCCGCUGCCAGACAUGCGGCUACAAAUUCCACCAGCACUGCAGCAGCCGCGUGCCCAGCGUGUGCGUGGCCCUGGACGCGGCCCACUGCCCGAUUUACAGCCAUGGCCCCUACCCCGACGUGCAGGGGCAGGUUUCCCCCUUGGCCCGGCCCGGCCUGGCCCCUCUAACGCCGCAACUCACCAGCUCCCACCAGCAGUGUCUUGGCCCCGACGCCUUCAGCUUCCCGGACCCCCCUGGCGGGGGGCAGCCCCUCCAACGCCACCGCUCCACCUCCACCCCCAACGUGCACAUGGUCAGCACGGCCGAGCCCGGGGACGACGCCACCCGGCAGAUCGCGGCCGUGAGCUUCUUCACAGACGCGCCAGGUCGGGGGGAAGGGUCUCCUCAAGGUCCCAGCCCCCCCCAAGAGCCUCCCGGGCGCCGUGGCGCCCCCUCCAAGUCGCCCCCUCAGCCCCCCAAGGAGCGGAAGGGGUCGGCGUCAUCGGCCGAGGACAAGAAGAGGGUGAAGGCCCUGGGCUACCGGGACUCGGGCUACCAGUGGGAGGUGCCCCCACAUGAGGUUAUCCUGCUGCGCCGGGUGGGAGCCGGCUCCUUCGGCACCGUCUACCAGGGCCGCUGGCACGGCCACGUGGCCGUCAAAAUCCUCAAGGUGACGCAGCCCACGGCCCAGCAGGUGCAAGCCUUCAAGAACGAGAUGCAGGUACUCAGGCGGACGCGUCACGUCAACGUGCUGCUGUUCAUGGGGUUCAUGACGCGGCCGAGUUUCGCCAUCAUCACCCAGUGGUGCGAGGGCAGCAGCCUGUACCGGCACCUCCACGUCUGCGAGACCCGGCUGGACGCCUCCGCCCGCACCGAGGUGGCGCUCCAGACGGCCCAGGGCAUGGACCUUCCCUAUGGGCACGUCCGCAGCCGUGACCGGAUCCUGUUCAUGGUGGGCCGGGGGUACCUGUCCCCUGACAUGAGCCGGGUGCCCAGCACCUGCCCCAAGGCCCUGAAGAGACUCAUGAUGAACUGCCUGAAAUUCAACCGAGAUGAGAGACCCCUCUUCCCCCAGAUUCUGGCCACGGUGGAGCAGCUGCAGCGCCUCCUCCCCAAGCUGGAGCGAAGCAUGUCGGAGCCCUCCCUGCACCGUGCCUCCCACCCUGACCCCCGCGGCUCCUCCCCCCCAUCACCCCUGCGCCCCCUGGCCUAGCCUGGGCAGAUGGACACCCCCGGUGCCAGGAGCUGUCGCUGCUCCGAGCCUCCCCCAGCUUGGGGACCCAGGCGUCCAGAAGCAAAUGUGGAGGAAGGGGGCAAACACUCCAAGGGGCUGGGGAGCUUCUCCCCCCACCCGAACCUCAGGGCCAGCAUCGCCCCAGAGGAACUUCCAUUGUCUGGAGAUCAAUGUGUGACACCUCCCCACCCAACCCUGCCCCAGAGGUGGCUGCAUCCCAGCAUCAGCCAAGCCGGCCAUUCUAUGCAGCCGUUUCCGGCUGCCCCGCCCCAGAGGUGGCUGCAUUAAGGGCGACCUGCGGGCUGUUAAAUCUCUGUUUUAAUAUAUCGGUCUCUGGUUGCUCGG